AUGGUGGGUCGCCAGCUGAAGGAUCUCUACUUUGACAAUAACAUUGAGCACGUCUCUUUGGUGUGGACUGACCAUGCUUUACUAACCAUCAAGCUGCGUCUUCAACUCAACAACACGGGCAAAGGGUUAUGGCGGGCCAACCCCAACCUGGUGCACUACAAGUCCUACUUGAAGAAGAUCAACACUGGUAUCAGCCACUUCAUGCAGACCAUCCUUGCUAACUCCUCAGAUAGCAAUCAGAUCAAAUGGGACCGUUUGAAGGGCUACAUCCGGAAAUUGACUAAAGCUUACUGCAGUAAGCGUGCCUCCUGGAGGAAACAGCGUCUCAACACUACGGCCCAACUGAUGUUCUCACAGAACAUGGAUGUGCUCUUUUGGGAACAUCGAUGUUCUCAUUUGAGAAGGUGUAGUUUUCCACAUGAAUAA
Molecule: messenger RNA, 426 nt
Organism: Mucor velutinosus
Lineage: Eukaryota; Fungi; Mucoromycota; Mucoromycetes; Mucorales; Mucoraceae
Exons: 1
Coding region: 1-426 (141 amino acids)
Source: RefSeq, a predicted model, not a curated record